Molecule: messenger RNA, 938 nt
Organism: Pseudomassariella vexata
Lineage: Eukaryota; Fungi; Ascomycota; Sordariomycetes; Amphisphaeriales; Pseudomassariaceae
Product: serine hydrolase FSH
Exons: 4
Coding region: 220-927 (235 amino acids)
Cellular component (GO): cytoplasm; nucleus
Source: RefSeq, a predicted model, not a curated record
GUCCCUUAAUACGAUCAUUAAGGCCAACACAAGGACUCAAAUAGGUGGGCCUCGAACCACACAACGGACCCUUCUCGUCCCAAAGCUAUGGUCGCCGAAAUUCUGAAGAAGACAACCGGGUAGAUCAUAUCGUCGUGGACCCAGUUUUUCUACUGCCUUGGCGCUGCCAUAAAUUUCCGAAGGACCUGAAGUUCUAGUUGAGGAACGGGGUCGCCAAAUAUGAGGUUCCUGUGUUUGCAUGGCAGAGGGACGAAUGCAAAGAUCUUUGAGAUACAAACGGCGAAGAUCCGCCAGGUCCUCGGUCGGGACCACGAGUUCUUCUUCGCCAACGGCACCUUGCCGACAUCUCCCGACGCCGGCGCUGAAGCUAUAACCGACGAAUACUUCGGCUACGUCAGCUCCACCAUCCAAGAACACCGCUCCAUGCACGCCGACCUACUGGACCUAAUCCGCAGCGAAGGCCCCUUCGAUGCCCUAAUGGGCUUUUCCGAAGGAGGGGCUGUGGCGGCUCUACUAUUAGUCACCGACGCGCGGCACAGCGUCGCCAGUUUCCAAUGCGCCAUCUUCUUCAGCGCCGCGCCGCCAUUUGACCCUGACGAUUUGCAGAAGGGGGAGUUGCGGUGGGUCAACGCGGACACGGACGGGGAGAUAAUCAAAAUCCCCACGGCGCACAUGUGGUCAAGAGAGGGGGACGUGAAUUCGAUAAAGUCGCAGCACUUGGUUGGGUUGUGUGAGCGGGAGGGGAGGGAGACGUACGUGCAUGGAUUGGGACAUGAUGUGCCGGGGGCUAAGUCAGAGAAGGAUUUAGCGGGUGCGGUUAGGGUUAUUGAGCAUGUUAUCGAGAAUGCGAGGGGGAGACAGAGCGCUAGGGCGAGUCGGAUUGAGAGGCAGAUGCAGGCGAGUUCAGCCGCUGUGGGGGGACUUUGAGGUUACAUUGA